AUGCCUACAAGACCGCACCAGUCUAUCUUGGAGCCGCUUCCAGCUAUUACUAGGGGUGCGCUGAGGAGGAACGAGUCAUCAACUCAUCGAGACUUAUCGGCAUUUGAACGACGUGUACCACGCUCUAUUCCUCUAUAUCAACCGCCUUAUCAGUUAGAGGGCCAGACACUUGCUGACGUCCUACGUCACGCCAGUACAUCUGCUACUGUAUUAUUGCCUUCAUUCACGCCAAUUUCAACUGCAACUGCAAAUGCUGUGUCGACGUCUGUAUCUAUACCAGUCCCUACAAGGGAAUCACCAACUCCACUUUCCUCACCUAUUAUGUCUGUUCACUCUUCACCUGUUUCUGUUACAGUGUCUAUCACUGUAGCUCCAUCUCCUCCUGCACUAUCUGCCUGGGAGCCUCCGUCAUUAGAGGAGUUCUUGGCUGACAUCGAAAGUCGGCGGCAUUAA
Molecule: messenger RNA, 453 nt
Organism: Verruconis gallopava
Lineage: Eukaryota; Fungi; Ascomycota; Dothideomycetes; Venturiales; Sympoventuriaceae
Exons: 1
Coding region: 1-453 (150 amino acids)
Source: RefSeq, a predicted model, not a curated record